Molecule: messenger RNA, 1161 nt
Organism: Betta splendens (Siamese fighting fish)
Lineage: Eukaryota; Metazoa; Chordata; Actinopteri; Anabantiformes; Osphronemidae
Product: inter alpha-trypsin inhibitor, heavy chain 4-like
Exons: 9
Coding region: 32-1153 (373 amino acids)
Source: RefSeq, a predicted model, not a curated record
GAGGCACGGUUGCACUCUGACAGGAGACAUCAUGGGGAGAGCUCUGAUGCAAACCACCCUCUUUGGUCUGUUGCUGACUUUGGUCACCUCAUUGCCAAAUAAAGAUGACUGGGACAUCUACAGCUUUCACAUCAACUCCACAGUGACCAGUCGUUACGCUACAACAGUCAUCACAAGCCGCGUGGCCAAUCGAAUGAACGAAUCCAAGGAAGUAGAAUUCCAAGUGCGGAUUCCCAAGAAUGCCUUCAUCAGUAAAUUCAGAAUGUUUAUGGACGGCCAGGUGUACGAUGGUGUUGUGAAAACCAAGGAACAGGCUCAGCAGCAGUACACUGCAGCUGUAUCCCGUGGGCAAAGCGCUGGGCUCGUCAGCUCUAUAGGGAGGACCCUGGAGGAAUUUAAGACGUCAGUGACUCUGGCCGCUCACAAAAAGGUGACCUUUGAACUCACGUAUGAGGAACUGCUGAAACGCAGGCACGGCAAGUACGAACUGCAAAUCCAUGCUCGGCCGAUGCAGCCUGUCAGCGACUUCAAGGUUGAUGUGUACAUUGAUGAAAAGGCUGGCAUCAGUUUCCUGGAGGUUAAAGGUGGACUAAGCACCAAAGCUCUGGCUAAUGCCAUCACCAAAACACUGACAGACAAACAGGCGUGGGUGUACUUCUACCCAACUGAAAGCCAACAGAAGACAUGUGACAGCUGUGGAGAGCAGGGUAUGAAUGGAGAUCUGGUUAUUGUUUAUGAUGUCAACAGGGACAUUUCAGUUGGUGACAUUAAGACAUCAGGUGGAUAUUUUGUUCACCACUUUGCUCCGUCCAGUCUUCCACGGAUACCAAAGAACGUUGUCUUUGUUAUUGAUCAAAGUGGCUCCAUGAGUGGCAGAAAAAUACAACAGACCAGGACAGCAUUAAUCCAUAUUUUGAACGAUCUGAAUGAAGAUGAUUUUUUCGGUCUUAUCACUUUUGAUGGUGACAUUUUUCACUGGAAGAGAGAACUUGUUCAGGCCACCAAGACAAAUGUGAACAGUGCCAAGACUUUUGCACAAAAUAUUCCAGCCAGCGGAUCCACUGACAUUAAUGCAGCAGUGCUGGAAGGAGCUCGUAUUCUGAAGGCACAUCCCAGAGAAGGUUCAGCAUCGAAUCCUUAUACUUCUGACUGAUGGAGACC